Ostertagia ostertagi is the source of this 225-nucleotide messenger RNA. The record is from the annotation of a GenBank genome assembly. NCBI's taxonomy places the organism in Eukaryota, Metazoa, Nematoda, Chromadorea, Rhabditida, Trichostrongylidae.
AUGGCAAAGGAUUUUGUCACAAUCCAAAUGUUGUUCGUUCUCACGGCACUGUCCUUCUUCCUGCUAACAGCCGGCGUUGGAUCGGCGUUCUUCUCCAAGGACAUUCGCGACACCACUGAACUUGCCAACACAGACAAUCAACCGAGUCGAUUUCGAGAACUACUUGAAAGAUCGGAAAAUACCCUGCUGACACGAAAUUUGGAUGCAACUGCGGGUACAAUUUGA